Molecule: messenger RNA, 2287 nt
Organism: Puntigrus tetrazona (Sumatra barb)
Lineage: Eukaryota; Metazoa; Chordata; Actinopteri; Cypriniformes; Cyprinidae
Gene: trim107
Product: tripartite motif containing 107
Exons: 2
Coding region: 435-1874 (479 amino acids)
Source: RefSeq, a predicted model, not a curated record
GCGUUACGCGAACCUUCGUGAGGCGUCGUGACGUUAACGGAACCGAAUCGGUAACACGGUUACAGACGAGCGACGGAGGCGGCGUUAACGGGCCCGCGUCGCGCUCGUCUCGGUUCACGCGAAAACGUGACGUCGCCGUGAUCGUGGCGGUGAACGCGCUAAAACGCACCGGGGGAAAUGGCCGCGCGUGAACGGCUAAAAACGCCCGCGUCUUUCUGAGAGGAUUUUUUUUUAAUUUCGCGGUCGUUCCGCUCGCGUUUGACGGCGGGGCGAGGUCUGCGGCUAAGCGGUUCACCUCGCGGCUCGCGGCUGGAGGAAGGUGUCGGAGUCGAGCCUCGGUCGCGCGCUGCUCGCCCCCGCCUGGCGCCUUCAGCUCGGGAGAAAAAUGAGAAAAGCAGUCGUAAGGGUCGGUUCUCAUACCAAAGACGACCGUCAUGGCGCACGGGUCUCCUGACGGGUAUCUGGAGUCGGACCUCACCUGUCCCAUCUGUCUCCGUCUCUUCCUCGACCCGGUCACUCUUCCCUGCGCUCACAGCUUCUGCUUGGUUUGUCUGGAAACACCAGAGAGGGACAAAACGUCUGGGUUCGAUCAAGCUCUUUGUUGCCCGGUAUGUGGACAGGAACAUCUCAGCCCAGAGUCCCUGCCGAGAAACAUCAAACUAAAACAGAUAGUGGAGAACUACAAAGCCAACAGCAUCAGCGGUGAACUUCAAUCCGGUGCAGAAGACAAGAUACUCAAUGAACAGCCGUCUCCAGAAGACUCCGAUGUCUGCACCUCAACAGAUUCUGGGAAAAGCUCCCUUGUGGAGAACGAAACCGGCGAACGGAGGUCUAGGCUGAAUCCCGUCGUGACUAGUCUCCAAGAAAAGCUGGCUCUGGUAGACGACCUGGCGGAUAAGGAAAAGGCCAGAGAGGCCGCGGUGGAAGCGGCGCACGCAGAUCUGAGGAAGGACGUAGGAAGCGUGCUGGAGGAAAUGGCGGAGCUGGUGAAGACCUACAGCUCCACUGCUUCGAGGCUCCUGGAGGCCGAGUUGAGACCCAGAGAAGACGCUGCUGGGAAAAGAGCGCGAAUGCUGUCCGACCUCCGGGAGUCGCUGAGGUCCGCCGAACUUCGGGUCAGCGCGUUAGCGGACGAGACGGACGAGGCGUGUUUCCUCGAUGGAGUCCGAGACGUCGAGAACCGGGUGUCCGGCGUGACCCUGGAGCCUCUGCAGGACGUCUCGAGCGAUUUGGAGCUGUCCAGCAGUUUGAAGAAAGUCUGUGAGAAGAUCGAGCACCAAAACGUCCAACUCCGUCUCGGGCUUGGAUCGGCUCAGCGGGCCUUGCGCGUCGCUCUCAACCCGUCCGAAGUGACCUUCGACCCCGAUACCAUCCACCCCAACCUGCUCUUAUCCGAAGACCUCAAAACGGUGUGUUUUAGCGCCGCCAAACAGCCGUAUCCGGCCCUUUCUCAGAGGUUUUCCAGUUUCUUCCAGGCUUUGAGUUCCCAGAGCUUCGCCCGAGGAGAGCAUCUCUGGAACUUCCAGGCUGAAGGCUGCUCCUGGGUUCUGGCCGUGUGUUACGGCGAUCUGCCUAGAUCUGGUUCUGGUAGCGGUCUGGAGAGCAGCUCUGGAUCCUGGUGCCUCAUGUACUGUGAUAAUCUUCUGCGGGCGUAUGAGAAAGGCAAGGACACUCCGCUUAGACGUACGCCGUCUCUAAAGAGAAUGGAGAUACACCUCAGCUUCAGCGGCGGCACUUUAGCGUUUUACAGCGUCAGCGACGUGAGUGGAGAUAAAACUCAUCUGCACACUUUUAACGUCAGCUUCAAGCACCCGGUGUAUCUGGCUGUGAGGAUGAUGUCCGGUCAGCCCAAAGCACACAUAACUCUCAACUAGGGACUGAAGAAACCCUACGCCUUAUGCAACACAUUGCUAAAAUAAUUUCAUAGAUCUCAUUCCUCCAUUCUUAUCCUGUUUUCGUAAUGUCAUGUUGCAGUACAUCAAUGCUUAAUUAUGCAUCGUUCUACAGUAGACCGUCACAUGCUUUCUGUUUGCAGUAUUUAAUUUAAUCAUAUACGGUGUUCAUCGGGCAUGUGAUGUUGCUUUUAAGCAUGUGACAUUUGUUGAACUUCAAUAAUACAAGACCAGAUUGCAUUUAAAACAUUUCUAAUUCUGAUUAUAUGCUGUGCCUUUCUUUUAACGUGCAUUAAUACACUAUAUGUCUAAAUUUUAAAUAAGUUGUAGAAUCUACCUUUUUUCUAAAUACUGCAUUAUACUGUACUAUUUAUUGCAUAAAUAUUGUAUUGUUA